This is a messenger RNA of Iphiclides podalirius (scarce swallowtail), 438 nucleotides long. Lineage: Eukaryota; Metazoa; Arthropoda; Insecta; Lepidoptera; Papilionidae. The record is from the annotation of a GenBank genome assembly.
AUGGCGAGUCCGAGUAGGGAAGCUCAAUUAAGGCGCAGAAGGCUCCCCUCGCAUCCGACCCCCAAUGGCGGUUGCCACUUCCGCCGCGGACCGCAGAGUUUUAAGGCAUUGGCCAUCGGAUCCUCGCAUGUACUUCAAGUCCCCCCCUCCGACCCCCCACCCCGCGCAGCCUCCGCCCACCCCACGCGAGGCCAGAUCGCGUUCAGCAGUCGCGGCGAGCGGACGUGCGGUACCGCCGCCCCGGACACCUGUGGCUCGACUCCCGGUGCGGGUUCGAUUCGUGAUCGUGGUGGCUGUGCAGUGCUAGUGGCUGUAUGUGAAUGGUGCGACGGCAGGAAGUAUCUCGGACCGGUUAGGGCGGACGGGACCGGCCACUUCCGGCGCCUCGAGUUGAUACGGAGGCACCAGUGGAAUUAUAUAUCGAUCAACUUGACCAAU